CAGUUAAAUCCCUAAUAAACUGCUGUCAAAUUUAUUUACGAAUUCUCACAACUUUCCCUGUCAAGUUUAUUUUCAAAAUACGUUUUCUUUAACAUGUUAAUAACAUUUAUAGUAUAGAGAUAUGGCUCCUAAAAAGAAAGAAGGAGGAGCAACUAAGUCACGAGGGAAUCUAGCGGAAGACGAAGGUUUGGACUGGCUCAAACCACGCACCCUAAUCAAACCUGACGAUCAAGAAGAAGUUCCAGAUGCUGAUCUUGAAGAAGAUGUGGGUCGUAUUUUGACGACGAUCAAUCCUCAGUGGGUGGCUGAUGAGGUGGCCUAUCAUUAUGGUAGACACAUGUUUGUGGUCAAGCCAAAACCAACCUUCGGAAAGUCAUACCCAUUAUACGUUUAUCAGGGCACUGCUAUACGCAAGGAUUCCGAAGAGGCAAAAGCUCAGAUCGCCUCUGGAUAUGGUAGCGUCGGAUUUGAUGAGGCUGGUCCAAAACGAGCCAAGGUGAAGAAGUCACGGGCUGAUUUAGAUGACGAAGAAGAACCAGAACCGGAACCUCCACCGCCAGUUGAAGAAGCCAAACCGGAAGAGGAUGCGGUGGCCGAAGAAGAAAAACCUGCAACGGCAGCUGAGGGGGGCGAGGGUGGUGAAGCUCCUAAGGAAGCAGUUGAAGGAGAAGAAGUGGCUGACGAGGGUGGUGAAGAAGCACAACCUGAAGAACAGGAAGAAGGUGGUGGAGCACCUGAAGGUCCCGCUGAAGAAGUGUUUGAAAUCAAGCCACGUGUGAAGAAACUCGCCAAUCAAUUUAACUUCUGCGAACGUGCUGCUCUCACCUAUAACUUCCCAAGGAGAUCCGUAGAUACUCAGACCAUCCCGCCGCCGAGAGCGAAUUUCGGAUCCACUGCCCUGCAGAGCAUCAUAUUCGAUUACUACCAAGAAGAUUACGCUAGGAAAAUGAAAGAGAAGGAGGACGAAAAACCGAAACGGCUCCGCAAGAAAGCAGCGAAGCACGCGAAGUCAGCACAGCAGAUACACGACGAGCAGCUGGCGCAGAGGAUCCGGGAGGCUUGGGCCAUCCUCGAGCGGCUGGUCAACCAAAACAUUUACGAUGACGUCGCUCAAGACUACCGCUAUUGGGAUGACCCAUCAGAUGAAUUCCGCGAAGGCAUGGGCUCUCUAUUGCCUCUGUGGAAGUUCCAGUUCGAGCCUAUGAGAAGCCACUCAGUCUGCGACCUCCAGUGGAAUCCUCACUAUCAGGACUUGUUCGCUGUUGCCUAUGGAUCCUUGGAAUUCACGAACCAGCAGAAUGAGGGCUGCCUCUGCAUGUACAGCAUCAAGAAUCCUGCGUACCCAGAAUACGCGGUCAUCACAGAAUCUCCCAUCAUCUGCCUCGACGUCUACCAUGAAAUACCUUACCUCGUCUGCGUUGGGCUGUACGACGGAAAUGUAUGCGUUUACAAUGCUCAGUUGACGCUAGAGUCCUCAUAUCAGUACAAAUCUGAUUCUGUACGAGACAAGCACAGCAAUAUUGUUUGGGAGAUACGCUGGGGUCCUCGCCUAAUCGAUGGUGAAGCAUCUUUCUUCUCGAUAUCCGGAGACGGGCGAGUGGUGCAGUGGGCCGUGAUGCCUGGGGAGUUGCAGGCCACCACAAUUAUUACUCUGUCCUCAAAUGUCCCGCCCAUACCGGGCCCAGACGGCACUAUGGUCAAUGUCAAUAGCUGUGGUAGCUGCAUAUGUUUCCACCCAGAGAGACCAGAAAUCUUCAUGGUCGGCACCGAGGACGGCAUGAUCCACACCUGUUCCCUCAAGUACAACCGGAACUACGUGCGCUCAGUCCAGGGUCACCAUAUGCCGGUGUACAGGAUCCACUACAACUUGUACAAUAACAGCAUCUACGCGUCUUGCUCUGGAGACUGGAGGGUCAAGAUAUGGGAGGACGGGAGAGACGAGCCCCUGUUUAUGUUCGAGCUGGGGUCGCCGGUGGGGGACGUGAAGUGGGCGCCUUAUUCCAGCACAGUCUUCGCCGCCUGCACUGCUGAUGGAAAGGUGUACGUGUACGACUUGAACGUGAACAAGUACCGCCCCAUCUGUGUACAGGCCGUGGUCUCCAAGAAGACCAAGAAACUGACUAGGCUGGACUUCAACUCCCGUCUGCCGGUCAUCGUCGCAGGGGAUACUAAGGGAACGUGUCACGUGUUGAAAUUAUCUCCAAAUCUGAGAGUAAUGGUCAAGCCACCCAAGAAGGCUCAAAAUGUUGACCAGAGAACAUUACAGAUAAUGAAAUUGGACAAAUUGCUAAGUCUCGUACGGGAUCCACCAUUUACGCCGGGGGUUGUCGAUGAAAAGUUCGAUGAUGACUAAGAAAUAAUUAUUAUAAUUAAUAUGUUCUAUUUUAUCAUAUUAAUUAAUAUUAAAACAGUAU
Messenger RNA from Plodia interpunctella (Indianmeal moth), 2414 nucleotides. RefSeq lists its product as uncharacterized. Gene Ontology annotation, biological process: outer dynein arm assembly; cilium movement. The coding region runs from base 122 to 2353 and encodes 743 amino acids. NCBI's taxonomy places the organism in Eukaryota, Metazoa, Arthropoda, Insecta, Lepidoptera, Pyralidae. Gene Ontology annotation, cellular component: outer dynein arm. The transcript is spliced from 17 exons. Gene Ontology annotation, molecular function: dynein light chain binding; dynein heavy chain binding. The record is from RefSeq and is a predicted model, not a curated record.